Messenger RNA from Uloborus diversus, 5365 nucleotides. RefSeq names its product cell adhesion molecule Dscam2-like. Lineage: Eukaryota; Metazoa; Arthropoda; Arachnida; Araneae; Uloboridae. The transcript has 27 exons. Gene Ontology annotation, molecular function: nucleic acid binding; protein binding. The record is from RefSeq and is a predicted model, not a curated record. Gene Ontology annotation, biological process: cell-cell adhesion.
CUUUGCCACUCCGGAUUUUCCAGCUAGCUCCCGGAAAAUGUACCGACGUAAAAACGGCGAGCGCGUGCUCGGAUAUUGGAUUAUGAUUUUUCAACUCUUCCUGCAGGGAACUGCUCGAACAUUCCGAGGCCCAAGUUUCUUUAAAGAACCACCUAAUAAAGUAAUAUUCCACAACUCAUCAGGAACAAUAGUGCCGUGCCUUGCAACAGGCAUUCCUCAGCCGACUGUAUAUUGGACAAAAAGUGACUGGACUCCCCUUCCCAGCAUGCCUGGUCUUCGCCAUGUCAGGCAAGAUGGUUCAUUAGUGUUUCAACCUUUUAGACCCGAAGAGUACAGGCAGGACGUCCAUGGUGCAGUUUAUCGAUGUGUUGCAAGUAACAGCUUCGGUGCUAUUGGUUCCACGGAAGUCCAUGUGCGUGGAGUGGUUCUGCAAGAUUAUCAAGUAAAUGUAUACGACGAAUACGUCAUACAUGGCAAUACAGCAGUGUUUAGAUGCAUUGUUCCGGACUUUAUGAAAGAAUUUCUCAGUGUCACUUCUUGGACCAGAGAUGACGGCCUGGUCAUAGUUCAUCAUAAAAAUGCAGGUGCCAAAUAUAUAGUACUAAAAGACGGAGAACUGCACAUAAGAAACGCAGCUCGCAGUGACAACUUCCGAAAAUAUAGAUGCCUCAUUAAGAACUUACUUACCGGAAGUGUGACACCAAGUGUAACCACAGGACAGUUAAUAGUCUCAGAUCCAACUGGAAGCAUUCCGCCUAGAAUCACCAGUGGACGUCCGAGUGUGCUUAUCAAGGAAGGAGAGACUGCAGAACUGCCUUGCACUGCUCAAGGAUACCCAGUUCCUCGGUACACAUGGUUCCGGAGGGAGAACAACCGACUGCUUCCUUUGCACAUUGGGGAUCGCAUGCUUCAAGUAAACGGGAGUCUGUUUAUCGACAGAGCACGGGCACAGGAUUCCGGAAAAUAUGUGUGCACUGUUAAUAACAGCGUCGGUGAAGUAAAUGUUGAAACAGAGCUUACGGUAUACGGAAACUUGACAGUCUCUCUCCAUCCCUCUCACCUGACAACAGAGACGGGGAAAUCAGCUACACUAAACUGCAGCAUUGAAGGAUUCCCAGUGCACUCAAUCACAUGGUUUAAGGACGCUCAACACCUAGUAACCAGCACCCGAGUACGUCUCAUCACUAAUGAAGUUCUAUAUAUAUCGUCUGUUCUGAGGGAAGAUCAAGGAAUGUAUCAGUGCUUCGUCUACGGAAGCUUACAGUCCCUCCAAAGUGCUGCCCAAGUUACCUUGUCCGAAGAUGCUCCGGAACUGAAAUACGUUUUUUCGAGACAGACUGUUCAACCGGCGGAAAGAUUCUCCCUAAGAUGCGUAGCGGCUGGUAAUCCCAUACCAAGAGUUACCUGGUCUUUGGACUCUCGGCCUAUUCCUGAAAACCACAGAGUUCAGUAUGGAGAUUUCGUAAGUUUACACUCAGAAGUUGUGAGCUUCGUAAAUGUAAGCACUGCUAGAUCUGAAGACGGAGGUGUUUACGAAUGCAGAGCUCAGAAUGAUGCCGGAUACAUUAGUCACAAGGAAAGAGUGGAUGUGAUAGGCGCUCCUUACAUCAGAUCUAUGGGUAAUGUUACAGUAGUCGAUGGAGACCCACUCCAUUAUCAUUGUCCAGCAUCCGGAUAUCCUAUGCCUACUAUAACAUGGAGCAAAGAUGGACGAGAAAUGCCGUUUAAUGAACGUCAGCAAGUUUACGCUAACGGAAGUUUCUUCAUCAAAGAUGUAUCACGAGAGACAGACGAAGGAACUUACCUCUGUGCAGCAGUAAACAAGCAACGUGAAAGAUCUCAGAAGGAAUUGCACAUAAAAGUGAUGAAAAAGCCGGAAAUUAACCCAUUCGAGUUUCCAAAGAAAUUAGCAGAAAGUAUGCACGUAAUAGUAACCUGCAGCGUAUUAACAGGCGAUCCACCUAUUACUAUACGAUGGUUGAAAGAUGGAAUGACGCUGAAUAAGAAGAUGUUGAACAUAGAGGAGUCGAUUAUGGGGCAUCUGGGAUCAGCUUUGAUGUUUAAUGGCGUUGGACGGAGCCAUAAUGGAAACUACACUUGUUUAGCUGAAAAUGCCGCCGGGGAAGCAAAUUUUACUGCAGUCAUGCUAGUUAAUGUUCCACCAAGGUGGAGAGUUGAGCCGGCAGACGCUUCUUCUGUGGUUGGAGAAUCUGUUAUUUUUGAUUGUCAAGCAGAGGGAUACCCGCAGCCUCUGAUUCGAUGGAAGAAAGCAUCUGGUAAAUAAACUAGUGAUGCCACGUCCACAAGAAAUUUCAAAUCCAUUAUCAGUAAUUCGCACAUUCAGACACUUGAGAACGGCUCUUUAAGCAUCAAGGAUCUUACCGAAGCGGACAAGGGCUACUAUCUUUGUGAAGCUGCAAAUGGGGUUGGAGCUGAUCUAAGCACAGUUGUUAAGCUUUCCGUUCACGUUGCUGCGCAUUUUGAGACUCGCUUCCGAGUGCAUCGCGUCACGAAAGGAAACUCGCUGAAUAUCCAGUGUGAAGCUUUUGGAGAAAAGCCUAUUACAAUUGAGUGGCUGAAAGAUAAAGUUCCUUUGAACCCCGAUAGUGAAACGAGGUACAGCAUAAAAUACGUGCUCACCGCUAACGGGAAAAUUUCUACGCUAUCUGUUUCCAUGCCAGACAGGAGAGACACUGCUUUAUUUUCAUGCACAGCUGUUAAUGCUUUUGGAAAAGCUGACACCAACAUACAAGUUUUGGUAGAAGAGGUUCCUGAUCCACCGUCCGAAAUAAUAGCAAAGGAUAUUGACAGUAGAAGUGUUGUACUCAGCUGGACGGAUCCUUACGCUGGGAAUAGCCCGAUCACCAAAUACAUAUUACAUUGGAAAGAAGCAUCAGGGACUUCUUGGACAUCAGAUGCUAAGAAAAUGGAUAUACCCGGAUCCAAUACAACAGUUUCUGUAAUGGGGCUUCAUCCAAUGACCACAUACCAUUUUCGACUGCAAGCAGAAAACGUACUUGGUAGAAGUCCUUUCGGGGAAGUAAUAACGAUAACGACCGAAGAGGAAGUCCCCGGGGAACCACCAACAAGCGUUGAAGCAAUAGCUAUAAAUUCACAUUCCUUACGUGUAAUGUGGAAGCCACCACCCCAGACAAGCAUUAACGGAAAGAUACGAGGAUAUUACGUGGGUCAUAAAGUUCGAAACUCCCAAGAGCAUUUUAUCUAUAAAACCAUAGAAGAGAGCGAAUUCGAUUCGACAAUGGAGUGUACAAUAACAAACCUUCGAAGAGCAACGGAAUACAGCAUUACGGUUCAGGCAUUCAAUAACAAAGGCGCUGGGCCUCCUUCCAAAGAUACCUAUGUGAAAACACACGAGAAUGAUCCACCUUCUCCACCUAUACUAAAAAUUAUAUCUUCAACGUCUGCAGCGGUAGUUCUUGCUUGGGACUCUUCAGCUAAUGAAAAUAAUUACAUCAAAGGAUACAAGCUUUUCUACAAAGCUGAGAUAGCAGAAUGGGAUGAAGUGGAAAUAACGGAUCCAUCUCAAAGUUCGUAUACUCUAAGGUCCUUGAAAUGUGGAACGCGGUACCAAUUUCAUGUAAUAGCGUACAACGAUAUUGGCCGCAGUGAUCCUAGUGAUGUCAUCAGCAUAACAACUCAAGGAGGCUCUCCAAUAGCUCCCGAGAAGUCUUCCUUGUUAAACGUCAAUACAACAUUUGUUAUUCUCAAUCUUCGAGCUUGGAAAAAUGGUGGCUGUGACAUAACCUUCUUUGUGGUACAAUACAAGACGAAGGGCCAGAGCGGAUGGAUUCUUGUGUCUAGCAACCUUGACCCUAGACAUGAAGAAUUUGUAGUUACAGGGCUGAGUACAGCAACGUGGUACACACUGUUCAUGUCGGCUCAUAACGAGGCUGGAGCUACAGAAGCAGAAUAUGUCUUUGCAACAUUGACAAUGACUGGAGGUACUGUGACGCCAGUCGUAGCGGAGAGAGAAGAAGGUCCAUCAUUGUACAGAAAUCUAUCUGUUCUCGUGCCUAUCAUCUGUGCCAUUGUUGUUCUUCUGGUCAUCACAUUAGUCAUUCUCAUCAUGUGCUUAAAGAAAAACAGAAAUCCUGACUACAGCACGCCAUCACAACAUCAAGAACCCAGAAUUGACCAGAAAGGAGACAACAUUUCAAUGGCAUCCGUUGGUAAAAAGCUAUACGAGGCUCCAAGAGAGACAUUGUACUAUCCUUCCCCAUAUGCGACGACAAGAAUAUCAAUGUAUUCUGCAGACAGCGAGUCUUCAUCGGGCCAAACAAACAGUCUUCAAAGAACCGGAGGAACACAAAGACCCGAACACACAUAUGACGUGCCUUUCCCACAGAAACAGUUUCGGGGGAGUUCAAGUUACAAUGCAGUGGCACACGAUUAUCAACAGUUAUUUACAGAAUCUGGGAUGCAUCAUUUUGUCGACUCUCUCGACUUCGAUCAGCGCCAUAUAAUUGUUCAGCGUAUGUGCCUACAAGCCCGCGAUUCCAAACAGGGUCAUCAGCGAUCAUCUUCCCUUUACCAGCAAAGUCAUAAUCAUAACAAUAUAUCUCAUUCACCGCAUCUCCAGCAGCAGCAUGUCUACCGGCUGAAUAGGCACUCGGAGCCCAAUUCCCGAUUCGCUCACGACUACCUAUCAGACGGAAACAAUCCAGCGUUCGUGCCCGAAAGUGUGAGAUUUCGUGGUGGUGGUGCGAUGGUGCAUGCUGGCAUCUCCAUUGAUGGGCGUACCGAUCUGCAUGUUAUUCCGAAUGGAACUCUGACCGGUCGUCAAAGUGAGGAUGAGAUCCUCCGGCCUAUUGUAAUCCCUUACCUUUUAGCAAUUGCAGAUGACUUCAUGUUAAUGGACGACAACUGCAGACCACAUCGUUCUAACUUGAAGAAUGAUUUUCUUUUAGAGGAAGGAAUCAUACAAAUGGAAUGGCCAGCGUAUUCUCGACAUGUUUCCGGACGCCUACCACCUCCACAAAUUGUCCAAGAACUGGAAAAAGCUCUUCAGGAGGAGUGGGGCAGAGUACCCCAGCCCCUCAUAAAUAGCCUCAUUGAUUCCAUGCCUCAGUGGAAUUCAGAUGAAGAAGGAAGUUCUAGUGGUGAGAAAGCUUGUUUUCAAGGUGGAGGAAACACGACAGACAGUCAUGAAAUGUCAGAAGCAGAAUGUGAUAGAGAUUAUCAGCAGCAUAUGAGAAAAGUUGAGGAAGCUAUUGAGUACAAGAAACAUUUUUCUGAUGAUGAAGUUGAUGAACCAGAAGUGGUUAUUUUUCCUCCUGAACCCGAUUUAGUUAGUGAAAAAGAAGAUAUAGAUGACUCUUUAACAAAUUGUCAUGCACCAAUAUGA